Messenger RNA from Drosophila bipectinata, 3939 nucleotides. RefSeq names its product SRY-box transcription factor soxNeuro (gene SoxN). Lineage: Eukaryota; Metazoa; Arthropoda; Insecta; Diptera; Drosophilidae. Gene Ontology annotation, molecular function: DNA-binding transcription factor activity, RNA polymerase II-specific; RNA polymerase II cis-regulatory region sequence-specific DNA binding. Gene Ontology annotation, biological process: regulation of DNA-templated transcription; anatomical structure morphogenesis; cell differentiation. The record is from RefSeq and is a predicted model, not a curated record.
UCGUCAUCAGCCAACAAAAAAAAAACACAAAAAUUAAAACAACCUAAGAGAUAUAGAAAUAGUAGAGAAAAAGCAGCGUGGAACGCACCUCGAACAGGUUUCGCCGUCGACGGAGAAACAGAAAGGUGCUCAAUUCCGCAUAGUGUGGAGGUAUUUUUUCGGUGUUCCCGCAACUAUCCCGCAACGCUGAUUUGGCCAACAACAAAUAUAAAUUUCCAAAAAAAAUAUAAAAUAAAAUUCAAACACAUUUGAAACUAAAGAAGGAAUAUUCGCGACGGGUUUUAACAACAAUUUCAAGUGUUUUUUAAUCGGCCCCCCUGUUUGUUAACAAACACAAAACGGCGAAACAAGUCAAAUAGAGAGCCAAAAUUUGUGACUGUGGAAAAAACGCAAACACGGCCCAAAACGCCAUUCGAGCCAUAAUCCAAAGAAAGUGUCGUAGUCGGCUGCCAACACAAUUUUUGAUAAAACGAAAUUACAAAUUUGUUAUGCAAUUUUAACAAACUAUAUAGCCAAAAUCAAAAGUCCCAAGUGCAACAUGGUUUCCAACAAAAUGUUCAAAACGUCAAACAACUAAACGUCACUAGAUUAACGAUUUAAACGUAUCUGCAAUCAGCCGGACUCGAGGCAACCAGCGGAAACCCACAAUAUCCACAAGCAUUCUGCUGCCCCCGGCAAGACCAACUCUCAGUCCAGGACUCCACAUCCAAUACCAACUAACAUGCUGACCAUGGAAUCGGACAUGAAGGGCAGCCUGCUGCAUGCCACGAUGCCGCCGCACCACACCAGUGCCGCUCUCCACGGCCACGCCUCCUCGCCCUACUCGGCGCUGGCGCCGCUGAUGAACCUGGGCCAGUCGCACCUGACCCACUCGCAGCUGAGCCACCACAACCACCAUCACCACCACAUGAGCGCCCACAUCGCAGCCAGCCAGAGUCCCAAUCCGCUCAGCUCGCUCCAGUCCUCGAUGGCCAACACCUUGAACAGCGGCCAGGUGGGCCAGCAGCAGCAGCAGCAGAGCUCCCCGCUCCACAGCUCCAGCGAGCUGAGCCCCACCCAGAGCAGCAUCGGCAGCCACCACAUGACAUCGCCCGUCAGCAACCACCAGCAGCAGAUCCCCCAGCAGCAGCAGCAUCCCACCCACCUGGCCGCCGGUUCCGCCCUGAGCAGCAUGACCGGUGGAGGUGGUGGCGGCAGUAACAACAACAACAACAACGCCACGGCCAACAAGAACCAGCAGCACGCGGAUCGAGUGAAGCGGCCGAUGAAUGCAUUUAUGGUGUGGUCGCGCGGCCAGCGCCGGAAGAUGGCGUCGGACAACCCCAAGAUGCACAACUCGGAGAUCUCGAAGCGACUGGGAGCCCAGUGGAAGGAUCUGUCGGAGGCGGAGAAGCGGCCCUUCAUCGACGAAGCGAAGAGGCUGCGAGCUGUCCACAUGAAGGAGCAUCCCGACUACAAGUACCGGCCACGCCGCAAGACCAAAACCCUGACCAAGACCAAGGAGAAGUAUCCGAUGGGUGGCCUGAUGCCCGGCCAGGCGGUGGGUGGCGGUGCACCAGGUGAGCCGGUGACGCCAACCCGGGUGCAGGGCCAGGGUCAGAACCAGUCGCUGAACGGCAGCGGAGGCGGAGCAGCAGCAGCAGCGGCGGCAGCAGCGGCAGCGGCCCAACAGGCGCGCCAGGAUAUGUACCAGAUGAAUGCCCCCAACGGCUAUAUGCCCAACGGCUACAUGAUGCACGCGGACCCGGCCGGAUCGGCCUACCAGACCUCCUACAUGGGCCAGCACUACGCGGCGCAGCGAUACGACAUGGGUCACAUGUACAACAACGGGUAUGCCAUGUACGGAACCGUGUCCGGUGGACAGACCUCGCCGUACGGCAGCAGCCUGCAACAGCCGGGCUCGCCGUCUCCUUACGGAAGCAGCCUGCAACAGCCCGCCAGCCCGGCUCCCUAUGGAGGGGGAGGGGGCGGCCAGGUGUCCUGCCAGAGCCAUAGCCCCAGCGACUCUAGCAUCAAGUCCGAACCCGUCUCGCCCAGCCCCAGUGCCAUAGCGCUCAACAACAAUAACAACAACAACAAUCACAUCAUGAAGCGGGAAUACGUGUCCGCCAGCUCGGCGGCAGCAGCCGCUGCAGCGGCAGCAGCAGGCGGUGGCGGAGAGCUGAAUCAUCUGAUGAAUAUGUACCAUCUGCCGGAGGAGCAGCGCCACCUGCUGCACUACCAAACAGAUUCGCCGGAUCUCCAGCAACAGCACCAGGCGAUGCAGCAGCACCAGCAACACCAGCAGCAGCAACACCAACAGAUCCCGCAGCAGCACCAACAGCUCCAGCAGCAGCACCCGGCGAUGCAGAACCAGCAGCACCAUUUGCAGCACCAGCAGUCGCUAAGGACGAUGGCACCACUGGCCCACAUGUGAGAAAUGGCCAGCGCCUAUGGAGCAGCCGCCACUGUGAGCGUCUCGCCGCCGCCGCUCCCGCUGCCACUGCCGCCGUACAUGCCGACGGUGGCGCAACAACAGCACCAGCAGCAGCAGCAGCAGAUUAACGGGCGACCCAGUCCGACGGCAUCCGGAUCUGGUUCGUCCGGAGGCCGCUCUUCGGCGCACUCCAGUGGCCAUACCGCCGCGCAUUCACCCGCCUUGGCAGUCGCCUACCAGCUGAACCCCUCCGUUUCCGGCUCUAGCUCUGGCUCCGGUUCUGGUCCCGGUUCCGGGUCCGGUUCGGGUGCCACUGCUGCCGGAUCCGGGGCGUCUGGAUCGUCCUCCGCCAGCAUGCUGGACAUGCCGCAGCAGCAACACCUCGAGGAGCAUCAGCUGCAGAACCAUCAGCUCCACUACCAGCAGCAGCAGCAUUAUCAGCAGCAGCUCUACCAUCACUAUCAUCCUGGCCACGAGGCAGCUGUGGUUGCCGGCGCUGGUCUGUUGGAUAUAUCCACAUUGUAAAUUAUUGAAAAUAUUAACUAAAGCCCUAGGAUACGCACACCCACACACCUACCACAUACACAAAACACACACACACACACACACAUACACAGAGAAAGACAGGAUAACAGGAGGAGACAAUUUUAGCAUUAGUUUUUAAGGAGAAUUAAUUCGAAAUUGCAGAGUAGCAUAUAAAUAAUUGCCUAGAGUUAAUGAUUAGUAAUUUAGAAAUAAAGCAUACGCACUGUUGUACCACAAUAGUAAGAUGACAACUCACUGCAUUCCAUUCAGUUGUGUUUCGAUUUGGUUUUCCGCUUUCUAGCUACGACAAUUGUGUGAUACAAAUAAAUUGUUGCGAAUUACUAGGCCAACAACAAAUCGUUUAGUUUAGCGAGACUUUCUCAAGCGUUUCAUUUAGACUAACUUUGCUGUACAAAAAAAGACCUUCUCCAAAUAUUAAAUGUGCGAUACGAGUAGCAGGAAGCCGAAACACCCCAGAACCAGAAGCAAACACACACAAGUUAAAUAGGAGUAACAAAUAAUUGAUUAUUAAAAGCGCAACAUGAAAAUAAUUCUGAAGAAAAACAAAUGAAAAACAAAGAAAAAUGUCAAAAACAUUCUAUUUUAUAAAUUCUCUUAUGCAUUAAGUAAUUAUAAUUAUUAUCUAUUAUAUAAACAAUUUAAUUAUUAAUUAUGCUUAAAAUACGAGACAAGACAAACAUAAUUAAUUGUAAUAAAGCGAAAACCACAUUAUUAUUAUUAUUAAAACAUAAAUCGAAUCAAGAUCGCAAGAAUCUACUGCAUUAAAGCCACACAAAUGAAAAUGAAAUGUUAGUAAACCUAAAGAAAAUUUAGUAAAAAAGCAAACCAAGAGACGUGCAAACGUGAAUGUGAAACAUGGAGCAAGGUAAACAAAACAAACAAAUCCAACAAAACAUUGCCAAGCACCUGGAAAUAAUAAAACAAAAAACCAGAAAAAAACACACAAAAAAACAAAUAAAAAAAUUCUUUACAAAAAA